GCGCGGCGAGGUGGGGGAGGGCGGCCCGUGUGUGUCUGUGUUGUUGUUCGGCGGCGGCGGCGGCGGCGGUAAGAUGGCUGCCCACGGGGGCUCCGCGGCGUCCUCGGCGCUGAAGGGGUUAAUCCAGCAGUUCACCGCCAUCACCGGUGCAAGCGAAAGCGUAGGGAAACAUAUGCUUGAAGCCUGCAACAAUAAUCUGGAGAUGGCAGUUACUAUGUUUUUGGAUGGUGGAGGAAUUGCUGAAGAGCCCAGUACCAGUUCAGCAAGUGUUUCCACAGUCAGACCACACACAGAAGAAGAAGUUCGUGCCCCAAUUCCUCAAAAACAGGAAAUACUGGUGGAACCAGAACCUUUGUUUGGUGCUCCUAAAAGACGACGGCCUGCGCGUUCGAUAUUUGAUGGUUUCCGUGAUUUUCAAACUGAAACUAUUCGGCAAGAACAGGAAUUAAGGAAUGGAGGAGCAAUAGAUAAGAAACUAACUACCCUUGCAGAUCUAUUCCGGCCACCCAUUGAUUUGAUGCAUAAAGGCAGCUUUGAAACAGCCAAAGAGUGUGGCCAGAUGCAAAAUAAGUGGCUAAUGAUAAACAUUCAAAAUGUACAAGACUUUGCAUGCCAGUGCCUCAACCGUGAUGUGUGGAGCAAUGAAGCUGUGAAGAAUAUUAUCCGGGAACAUUUCAUUUUCUGGCAGGUUUAUCACGACAGUGAGGAAGGUCAGAGAUACAUACAGUUUUAUAAGUUGGGGGAUUUCCCCUAUGUCUCCAUCUUGGAUCCACGGACAGGUCAGAAGCUAGUAGAGUGGCACCAGUUAGAUGUAUCUUCUUUCUUGGAUCAAGUGACAGGAUUUCUGGGUGAACAUGGGCAACUGGAUGGACUUUCUAGCAGUCCCCCCAAAAAAUGUGCCCGUUCAGAGAGCCUUAUAGAUGCAAGUGAAGACAGCCAGCUAGAAGCUGCCAUCAGAGCCUCCUUGCAAGAGACACACUUUGAUUCAACACAGACAAAACAGGAUAGCCGCUCAGAUGAAGAAUCUGAAUCUGAACUUUUUUCUGGCAGUGAGGAGUUCAUAUCCGUUUGUGGCUCUGAUGAAGAAGAGGAGAUAGAAAAUCUUGCCAAGUCCAGAAAAUCUCCCCACAAAGAUCUGGGGCAUAGAAAAGAGGAGAAUAGAAGGCCACUGACUGAGCCCCCAGCCAGAACUGAGCCUGGAACAGCCACAAACCACCAAGGAUUGCCACCUGUGGAUUCAGAAAUAUUAGAGAUGUCACCUGAAAAAUCAGAUGGAAUAGUGGAGGGCAUAGAUGUAAAUGGACCAAAAGCACAACUGAUGUUGCGGUAUCCAGAUGGGAAAAGGGAACAGAUCACUCUUCCAGAGCAAGCUAAACUGCUGGCUUUGGUGAAGCACGUCCAGUCUAAAGGAUAUCCAAAUGAACGUUUUGAACUUCUCACCAACUUCCCUCGAAGGAAACUCUCUCAUCUGGACUAUGACAUUACAUUACAGGAGGCAGGCCUUUGUCCUCAAGAGACUGUCUUUGUACAGGAAAGAAAUUAACAUCAUGGCCUGACCUCUCUCAGCUUACCCCUUUUUCCCCUUUUCCUGUGAGAUACCAUGUCACUAAGUAUGCAUUUUGGCUCAUAGGACCAUAGAGCCAAAGUUGGGCAAGCAAGUCACCUGCCUUCUCUUUUAUUUCUUGCUUUCUUCUAUAUUCAGUCUGUUUACCCCCUCCCUCCACCUUUUCACUCCUCUUCUAUUUUCUUCUUUUUCCUACUAUUCUUUCUUUCUUACCUAAUCUGGUGACCAAAUGGAAGUAUAAGGAUUAGACCUCCUAGUACUGGCAGCAGGAAAUGUGUGUUCCAAUAAGUGGUCUCUUGCACGGCACUUUUUUGGGAUCAAAUGAUAAUGUUACUCCUCAGACUCCUUGGGUAAAGGAAUGGCUACAUUCAGAAUAAGAACAACCUUCCAUUUUUGUAAGCCCCAUUUUUGGUAGGGAAAUGAAACUCUAUAUAACAUGUUUUGUUUGUUGUUCAUGUAAGAAAUAUCAUGUGACAAAAUAUCCAGGCUUUUGUUUUCAUGGAAAAAGCAUCCCUUAUAAUUAUUGCUCAUCAUAUUUAAAAUUUUUUCAAUGGAUUCCCAUGUUCCCAGCUAGAAUUAUUUCCAUGGUGUGUGUUAUUGGCAGAACGAGUGUUAAAUGUAGUAGGGUGAGUAGCAUGGGUGGCUUUCAAUAUCCUAGCCUGAAACAGCUUUCUUCAUUAUUACUUUAUAAACUGUAUUGAUCCUGCUAGUCCUGAAAUGGACAUUUGGUGAGGCUAUUAUGGUGAGUAAGAUAGGAAGGUGCUUGCUGUUUUUGCCAGUACAGCAUAUUAGUUCCUUUGGCCCUUCCAUUGUAUGGGUCUGCACGUGAUCUAUGGGAAGGCAGCUGUUCAAUAAUCAUGCAGUACAACGGCUUGUAGUUGUAACCACUGUGGUUAUUGAUUGUCCUAUGUGCUUUAAGGCAUACUUAUGUAUGUCCUGGGGGGAAAAAGAAUACGCGGCUGAGAGUUGCUAACCAUGUUCCUACGGUUAGAAUGAUUCAUUUUUUUACCCCUGGUUGGAAUAGUUUCUAAAAGGCUCUGGUGACUGAAUGAGUUUAUUAAUUCCUCUACUGUUUUCUUGCAAAAGGUGUCAAAACUGAAAGCCUCUGUAAGGGGAAGACCUUUAAAUUCAGUUUAUAAGGGGAAGACCUUUAAAUUCAAUUUAUAAGACAUUUAGUAAGGGAGGUGGAGAAGAUUAUUGGCAAUCUUCAGAUGUUGUGGGGUUUUUCUGUCAACAAAAGCCACAUUCAAAAUAUAGUUGGUGAAAGCUUUUUUUCAGUAUUAUUUAGAAGAGACCAUCGUGAAUCUAUGUAAUACUGUUUGACUUAUCACCUUCACUGUAUGCUCAAUUCUUAUUUUGAGCUUUAAAUAGAGUCCUCUGAAGGGGUAGUAACUAUUCUGGUGGCAAAAUCAGGACUUUAACCUUGUUAUAUAGAAUGGGCCUAUUUUGUCAAUUGGGAAUUUGGAUCAAUUGAUUCUUCUGCUUGAGGAACAUAAAUUGCGAUUGCUCAGAGACCUUAGGUUCCCAUGUACUUUAAGAUUGCUUUCUUGGCAACGGGGGGAUUAAAAAAAAAGAUGCUUACGUGUUGCUAGUACACAAUUAGAGAAUAUGGUUUCUAAUGGUUGGAUUUAGAGGGACCCUUCCUAAAGAAUGAGUUGUGUAUCUCCUCAAGGAAAUCAUGGAAAAUUCUGUUUAUUCUUCAGUGAGUCCUUUUGAAUUAAUGUUCUUACAUUUUUUUCUAAGUCUGUGUAAGUGCUUAUGUAUAAGUAUAUAAUUGUAUAAAUAUUUAUAAAUAUAUUUAUAUAAUUACAAUUUCAUUUAUACCUUGAGUCAAAGUUCUCUCUUUAGAUUGGUGACUGAGUGAUACCAUUUUGGUGUUUUUUCAUAGGCUCUCGAGGCUAACUAGCAGCUUCUGAUUUAUUGAGGAAACAUGGUUUUCAUGUUAAUUCCUCAGUUGUAUCUCUGAACUUGGAUAAUACAUUUGCUAUCUGAGGAAUAAAGCUAUAUACUAGCAAAGAUGCAGUAGAGGUUUAAAAACUGUUGGUAGUAGACAAGGUCAGAAAUCUUAAAAUUCAGGAAGGCACAGGGUAAGAACUGAGGGUAUGCCCAGCUUUGGUGCUAUGAUGGCACCCAUCUCCACUCUCAGCAGAGUCACAGCUAAAGCCCAAAUCUGUCAGAAAUGUGAAGUCAAGAAUUUUCCCUGUGGGACUCUUUCAUUCUUUUACCUACUAAGUUCUCUUUAUAAAACAUAUCCCAAGAACCUGAGGCAUGUUCAUUAAUGAUAGGAUGUAGUUCUACUUUUUUGAUGAGGUCAGCCGUGGCAUAUCCAUUUAUGAGAAACCAAAGUGACUUUUUCAACUUGGAUUACAGUGAGAUGCCCGAGUAUAUAUAAAAUGAUUUAAGUAAGCAUAUCAGAGACACAGAUCAUGAGAUAUUGAUCCAACUUAGAUACAACUGGUGUUUAGAGUACAAGAUGUAGGGGAUUUUAUUUUAUUUUGAGGCAGAAAUGUAAUUAUCCUGGGCUUGAUGCAGAGGCCUAUGGGGGAAGGGUUAUAGAUUCUAUGGGAAGAGUAAGGACUAUUGCUUCGCUCAUUAACAAAUUCAGUAAGUAGUAAGCUUCCUCCAGUUUGUCUUAUUUCCUCUGUAAAUUCCUUUGCUCUGUGGAGGAGAGAUUUUAUUGAAUAGAUAAAAUGAGACUAGUAAGAUUAGUUAAAAAUAGUCAUUCUUUGUAGGUAUUGGAAACAGCUUGAAAGAAAACGUGGAGAGGAAAAGAAUGAGAUAGACUUUAAGAGUGACAAAUACAGGGAGAUGGAAUGAAAACUAGUGGGGAAAAAGACAGGAAACAUCUUUUGAAUUUGAUUUAGAAAGCAAUCAGAGAAGAGGACAGCCAAACGUGGGAAGAAUGGGGAACUAAUUUUGAGUAACUAGCAUGUGUUAGGUAUUUUCUGUGUGUUUUUUCCCUUAAUCUUCCUAAGAACUCUGCAAAGUACAUAUUCUCACCAUUUUAUAGAUAGGAUGAAAUUGAAGUUUGGAGAACUUUCUCAGGAUGUCACAGCUAGUAAUUGGCAAAAUGAAAAUUGACAUCCAGAGUCCAUUCUUUCUUCACUCUCUUGCUGUUGUCCCCUACAACAGAGGAAUCAGUUUACGUAAAAGGCUAUCUUCUUGUUGUUUGAAUCUGUAAAUUAACAUUUGGUUUUGUUUCCUUAAAGCUUGUGGGAUUUGCACUAUGCCUAUAAAUUCUUAUUUACACCACUGUUUUGAGGGACUGAUUAUUGCUUUUUUAAAAAAAAAUGAUGCACUGAUGAAAACGUGAAAGGAAAAUAUGUGGCAUUAUUUGCCAAGAAUAAAUGGAGAGGAUAAAAAAAAUAAUUUUAUCUUUUUUUUAACCUUUUUGGAGAAAAGAUAUAAUUUUCUUUGUCCCAUCCAUACCAGAUUAUUGAACUCUCUAUGUGUAUGUUUUUAAAUCUGUAACAUUCUACUUCCUUGACUUUAGAAGUCAAUAAGUAUUUAUUGAGUCCUAGUUCCACCUUUUGUAACUACUAGACUCAGGACAUGACUUUUAUCAGUAAGGUACACCCAACACCCAAACAGAAAAGGAUUAUUGAUCCUACAAUUAAAGAUUUUAGCUAGCGAGGAUCUCAGUUGGACACUUAUGGAAAUACCUGAGGGAGCCACUGGCAACUGAAAGUGAAGGAAUGAUUUAAUUUCUCUACCCCCCUACAAAUUGAAUGUAUGUAUAAAGAAGCACUAUAUGUGGGCAUAAGUGCACUUGGGUGACAGUCCUGCUACUAAUAGAGAAUUGGACUAGAUCAAUAGUUCUCUGUCUUCUCAAGUAAAAGGACUAUUAAAAUCUGGCAGGAGUGGGGAAUUGUGGGGUUAAGUAUUAAUAACUAAGUCCAUAGAUAAAGAAAAUGUAAAUGUGCAUAUGGAAUUGCAGACCCUUUGCAAAAACUCUAGGAACCCACAGAUUGUAAACCACCGAUUAGAGUAUCUUUGAAGUCCUUUCCACUCUAAAAUUUUAUGCUUCUAGUUUCUCUUCUCUUUAUUAUCCCUGGGCUAAUUAAAAGUUUACUUGUUAAUCAAUUCCUCUGCUUUUUUUCUGUGUCCAGGUUUCAUUUGCCCAAUAACUUUAUGUAACCUCACUGUGAUGACUGAAAUCUCCAAAAAAGAAGAGUAUCAUAGUUCUAAAUCUAGUAAUCUAUCUAUCUAUCUUUCUUUUUUUUUUUUUUUUGUUUUUUUUUUGUUUUAAGGUUUUAUUUAUUUAUUCAUCAGGGACAGAGAGAGAGAGAGAGAGAGAGAGAGGCAGAGACACAGCCAGAGGGAGAAGCAGGCUCCAUGCAGAGAGCCUGAUGUGGGAUUCGAUCCCAGGACUCCAGGAUCACACCCUGGGCUGAAGGCGGCGCUAAAUCGCUGAGCCACCCGGACUGCCCUAGUAAUGAUCUUUUAAACACAAUUCAUUAAUUUAAAAAACUUCAUGCUGUGUUUCUAAUCGGUAUUAAGUAUGACUAAAAUGUAAUUAAUGAGCUAAAUAUUUCACUGACAACAGAGUUAAAUUUUAUUUUACCUGUGUGCUUAACAAAGCACUGUACUUGCUGAGCAAUUGUUGAUUUGUAUAAGUUGCAGAAUUUAUACUUGGUUUUGGCAGAAACAACUUUUUCAAGAUUUGGUGAGGUUGACUUUUAAAAAUACUUCCUAUCUCACAGAAUGUAUCUCCAUUAUGCCAUUCAUAUUGUCUUUCUUUGGCUCUCUUUCACUUAGCUACUCAAUAGUAAAUCAUAGGAUGCAGGUUGAUGAAUAAGUGAUGACUUGUGUAAAACUAAAUGAGAGUCGGGAGAACCAACCCUGCUGAUGAAUGUGGCAGUUUUCCAAUAUUACAAGCCUUGAUGAAAAGCCUACUUAAAGACAGCUGUGUCCUAUGAAUAUUCAACUUCAUUGAUUUGCCUUGCGUAGCAUAUCAACUUGCCUUGAAACUUAGUAUUGCAUUGUACACGGUUUAGUGGCAAAAAUGUUCUUCUGUGCAGAGAAUAACCAACCGAAUACCAAGGCACUAUCUUGAUUUCUCCUGUUUUAUAGAAAUUUAGUAUUUCGGUGACAGUGAUUUUGGUCUUUGACUCACCUAUGUGUCAACACUGCUGGAUGGCUUAGAAUCAGGAAUAUUUUUUUUAUAGAGAUUAUGAUGACCUUGAUUGUUUUCCCAUGAAGUGAACUUGUAAUUAAAUUAUUGGAUGUGAUGAUGAGACCGUUAAUGAGAAAAUCUUUUCAUCUUACUUUCUCUUUUACUUUGCCAUUUUCUAUUCUCGUCUUUUUAGACAUUCUUUCACUGAAAACUAGGUAUGAUUUUUAAUGAAAUUAGCUGUGUUUUUAAAAUUCCAUUUCUAUGUUUGAGUAUGUAACAUUUUAAAUUAUUUUCAUAAUUUAAUGCAUAAGGGAACAAUUUGAAGCAAAUGUUUUUAUAGCUCAUUUUCUCUGUCUACCUAAAAAUUCUCUUGUUCCAAAUACAGAAUGGCUAACACCAGGAGACACCUUCCCCUUCUUUGGCCUACGGAAUGCUGUUGUACUGCUUAGAAUCUCAGUCAUUGUCACAAACACGAUAAUUUUUGGUUCAUGCCAUUCUUUGCCAUACGAUCUCCUACUAGAGUUGAGCAAUCCAAUAUGAACUACUUCAAUAAAAUGAGUUAGCAUUUCUGAAAAGUAUUUUCAAGAGAUGGCCAGAUUUACUUGUAGGAUUAGAGAUACAAAUAUCAGUAAUAGUAUUUUGCCCAAGAACAAUCCCACAUUAAUCUCUAAAUAUGGGAAGUUGCUUUGUUGUACUUAAUUCUGUGGCAACAAACUUUUGUUGUUGCUUAUUUCCUGUACAGAAAUCAAAAUGCCCUGAGAUUUUAUAUCCCUUACAGGGUCACUUAAGUUUUCAAAUAGGAAGAAUAGUCCAGCUACACUGGACUGAACAUAAGGAAAUUUUAUAUGUAUCAAAACGAGUUAUUUAUCUAACUGGGCUACCAUGAAUCAUUGAUUUAUAAGGUGUAAAUAAAAUGGGAGCAUUUCAAAUCAUUGGAUACAUUCUGACCUGGAAUUAUUCUCCUUUUCUUAAAAUCUUUUUUAUUUGCUUCUUUCAUAGACUCAGUAUGAGCAUCUUAAUUAAGAAGGGAGAGAGUCUUGAUCUGGAGCUAUUCCCUGCCCUUCUGUUUUUUUUUUUUUUUCUUUUCUUCUUUUGUCAAGCUUGCUGGCUCUAGAAGAGUACAUGUUAUUUCAAAUUAAUGACAUUGGAAUGCUGAUGCUCAGUUGAGUAUCUUAAUGUUUUCAACAAAAUGGUUUGAUAGUAUGUUUUUCUCAGAUUUCUGUGUUCUUAAUAAUGGAAAGAUAUCAAUUAAUUAAAUGGUGUGAUUCGAAAUAUAAA
Molecule: messenger RNA, 7958 nt
Organism: Canis lupus familiaris (dog)
Lineage: Eukaryota; Metazoa; Chordata; Mammalia; Carnivora; Canidae
Gene: UBXN7
Product: UBX domain protein 7
Exons: 11
Coding region: 74-1543 (489 amino acids)
Biological process (GO): proteasome-mediated ubiquitin-dependent protein catabolic process
Cellular component (GO): nucleus
Molecular function (GO): ubiquitin binding
Source: RefSeq, a predicted model, not a curated record